UCUAGUUAUUCAUCAGCGCAGACUCUGGUUUUUUUUCCACCUUUCCCCAACGGUUUUGGACAUGCAAGGAUUAAAAAGGAUACUGACUGCUUUCACACUGGCCGUCUGCCUUUCAAGCCCUGGAAAAGCACAGCAACAAUGCACUAAUGGGUUUGACCUGGACCGUGCCUCUGGGCAGUGCUUAGAUAUUGAUGAAUGCCGGACUAUUCCUGAGGCCUGCAGAGGAGAUAUGGUGUGUGUCAACCAGAAUGGUGGCUAUUUAUGCGUACCCCGAACAAACCCAGUGUAUCGGUCACCAUAUCUGAAUCCUUAUUCAAAUAUUUAUCCACCGCCCCCAGCACCAGGCCCUGUUCCUAACUACCCUACUGUUACAAGACCUCUGAUGUGUCGAUUUGGUUACCAGUUGGAUGAAAACAAUCAGUGUGCUGAUGUGGAUGAAUGCGCUUCGGAUUCUCACCAGUGUAACCCCACCCAGAUCUGCAUAAAUACUGAGGGGGGCUAUACCUGUUCCUGCACUGAAGGCUACUGGCUAUUAGAAGGCCAGUGUUUAGAUAUAGACGAAUGUCGCUAUGGCUACUGCCAGCAGCUGUGUGCCAACGUGCCCGGUUCCUACUCCUGUACGUGCAACCCAGGCUUUACCCUUAAUGAUGAUGGAAGAUCAUGCCAAGAUGUGAAUGAAUGUACAAGCCAAAACCCUUGCACUCAGACCUGCGUCAACACCUAUGGCUCUUUUCUCUGCCGCUGUGAACCGGGCUACGAACUGGAAGCUGAUGGAGUUAACUGCAGUGACAUGGAUGAGUGCAGCUUCUCAGAGUUCCUCUGCCAGCACGAAUGUGUGAACGGGCCUGGUUCUUACUACUGUAGCUGUCCUGCAGGCUAUAACUUGCUUGAUGAUAGCAGAAGCUGCCAAGAUAUCAAUGAAUGUGAAACCAGAAACUUCACCUGCACUCCGCAGCAAACGUGUUUCAAUAUCGCAGGAGGAUAUAAAUGUUUAGACCCAGUAAGAUGCGAGGAUCCUUAUAUCCAGAUUAACGAGAACCGCUGCAUGUGUCCAGCUGAAAACACCGGUUGCAGAGAUCAGCCAUUCACCAUCUUGUACAGAGUGAUGGAUAUGGUGUCCGGGCGGUCUGUGCCUUCUGACAUUUUUCAGAUGCAAGCAACAACUCGCUACCCUGGAGCCUAUUACAUCUUCCAAAUCAAGUCAGGGAACGAGGGCAGGGAAUUCUACAUGCGGCAAACAGGACCGAUCAGUGCUACUCUGGUGAUGACCCGCCCUGUGAAGGGGCCCCGUACUAUUGACUUGGACUUGGAAAUGAUCACUGUUAACACCGUCAUCAACUUCAGAGGAAGCUCUGUCAUCCGGCUGAGGAUAUACGUAUCACAGUACUCCUUCUAA
Egretta garzetta (little egret) is the source of this 1396-nucleotide messenger RNA. RefSeq names its product fibulin 5 (gene FBLN5). The transcript is spliced from 11 exons. The record is from RefSeq and is a predicted model, not a curated record. The coding region runs from base 62 to 1396 and encodes 444 amino acids. Lineage: Eukaryota; Metazoa; Chordata; Aves; Pelecaniformes; Ardeidae. Gene Ontology annotation, molecular function: calcium ion binding.